AUGGCCGACACUGCAGUAACUGGUGCGGCUGCUGCCAACCCCGCAGAGGUCAAGACUGAGAGCUCCGCUCAGGUCGAGACUGGCGCAAAGACCGAGUCCAGCGAGUCCAACAGCAAGACUACAAAGACUGAAGAGGGAGAAGAGAAGUGGGCUCUCAACGGCAAUUCUGAAGAGAAGAAUGGCCGUCGCAACGACCGCGACGACCGUAAUGGUCGCCCCGGUCGCGGCGGCAGAGGAGGUCGUGGCGGUCGAGGUGCCCAUAACAACAACAACAACAACUACCGCAAGAAGCCUCACAACCGCGAGUUUGAGAAGCUUCCCGAGUCUGACGACCCGGAAGAGAUCCGCUCUCAGGUCGAGUUCUACUUCUCCAGAGCCAACCUUGCAAGCGAUCACCAUAUGUUCAUGGAGACUGAAGGUCCCAAGAACAAGCCUGUCUCAAUCCACCACGUCUGCACCUUCUCGCGAAUGCGCCGCUUCAAGCCCUACAGUGCUGUUGUGGCAGCUCUCCGUGACAGCAAGGACUUGGUUGUUGUUGACGACGGCGAGUACAGCAAGCCUGGUAGCGAGGCUGUCAAGCGCAGGGAGGCAAUCACCGUACCUGUUGAAGAUGGUGACGACGAGAAGAACCCCUCCACCGAGGAACUCUUCUACCGCCUCAAGAACGCCUCAUCCAACAAUAUGGCAACUAGUGUGUACGCCAAGGGCUUCGGUAGCGAGGAGGAAUCCGGCCAGAUCGCCCUUGAGAAGUUCUUCCGUCCCUACGGCGCUGUCCAAGUUCGCAUGCGUCGCGAAGACAACGGCACCUGGAAGGGUAGCGUCUUUGUCGAGUUCGACUCUGAGGACUCCCAGAAGCAGUUCCUCGCUCUCGACCCCAAGCCCAAGUUCAACGACAACGAACUCACUGCCAUGGGCAAGCAGGAGUACAUUGAGAUGAAGUGCGCCGAGAAGGGCAUCAAGCCUGACCACCUCAUGACCGAGCAGGAAAAGUAUGAGGCCCGCAAGAAGCAGCGUGAGGCCAACGGAGGCUCCCGACCCCACAACAACAACAACAACUACAACCGUGGUCGCGGACGCAAGACCAACGGUCACAGGGACCGUGAUAACCGUCGUCGCGACCGCAGCGGCUCCGUCGACGAGAAUGACUGGAACAAGCGUCGCGACCGCUUCAAGAGCGGCAAGAACGACCGUGGCAGCCGCAAGGAAGAAAAGAAGGAGAUUGAGCGCGACGGCCACGGUGUUCCCAUCAUCAAGGAUGUCUCUGAUGCAACGUCUAACAAGCGCAAGGCUGAAACUGACGACAACGAGGCCAGCCCCAAGAAGAACAAGCUUGAGAUCAAGGAGGAUGAGUAG
This is a messenger RNA of Pyrenophora tritici-repentis Pt-1C-BFP, 1353 nucleotides long. The record is from RefSeq and is a predicted model, not a curated record. NCBI's taxonomy places the organism in Eukaryota, Fungi, Ascomycota, Dothideomycetes, Pleosporales, Pleosporaceae.